CCGGCGGAGGCGGCGGGCGCGGGGCGCGCUCUGAGGCCGGGGGAUGCGCCGCCGCCUCGACCAUGGGCGCCGCCGCCUCCCGGAGGAGGGCGCUGAGGAGCGAGGCCAUGUCCUCGGUGGCAGCCAAAGUGCGAGCAGCCCGAGCAUUCGGCGAGUACUUGUCCCAGAGUCACCCUGAGAACCGGAACGGAGCAGAUCACCUGCUGGCUGACGCCUACUCUGGCCACGACGGGUCCCCCGAGAUGCAGCCAGCCCCCCAGAACAAGCGCCGCCUCUCCCUGGUGUCCAACGGCCGCUACGAGGGCUGCCUCUCGGAGGAGGCGGCCGUUGGGAAGGCAGCCACAGUGGGCCCGCAGCCCCGAGUGUACACCAUCUCCGGGGAGCCGGCCCUGCUGCCCAGCCCAGAGGCCGAGGCCAUUGAGCUGGCCGUGGUGAAGGGGCGGCGGCAGCGGGAGCGGCACCCCCACCACCACAGUCAGCCCCUACGUGCCAGCCCGGGGGGCAGCCGCGAGGAUGUCAGCCGGCCAUGCCAGAGCUGGGUGGGCGGCCACCAGGGCCCCACGGAGUGCCCGGGAUGCACCCAGCCGGCCCCCGACCCCUCCCCUCGGGCCUUCGCGCUGGGCCAGCCCCCCCUGCCAGAGGCUGCCAGCCGCCGUAAGAAGCUGGAGAGGAUGUGCAGCGUCGACCGCGUGUCUGAUGACACCCCCAUCCGCACCUGGUUCCCCAAGGAAAACCUCUUCAGCUUCCAGACAGCAACCACAACUAUGCAAGCCAUCUCGGUGUUCAGGGGCUACGCGGAGAGGAAGCGCCGGAAACGGGAGAAUGCUUCCGCGUCGGUAACCCAGAGGAACUUCCGCAAACCGUUCGCAGAGCGGCGCGAGCGGAGCUUCAGCCGGUCCUGGAGCGACCCCACCCCCAUGAAAGCCGACACUUCCCACGACUCCCGAGACAACUUGCACCCUGGCUCCCACCGGCCUUGCACCGGGAUCCACUGGCCUUCCCAGCCAGGGUGCUUCUGGCUGGUGGUGAUUUCGGCUCCACUCCCUUCCCUGCCCCGGGUUUCCUCACUGGCCUCCAGGACGGGGCUUGGCAGCUCUGCCCAUCUCUGGGGGCUGCAGCCAAGACAGGAGGUGCAGCUGACGGUCUGCAGCCCUGGUGACACACCCUGCCCCUCAGGUAGUGACCUGCAGAGCUCGCACUGCACCUUGGGCGAGGCUUUCGAGGACCUGGACUGGGAGACUGAGAAGGGCUUGGAGGCUGUGGCUUGUGACACCGAGGGCUUUGUGCCACCCAAGGUCAUGCUCAUCUCUUCCAAGGUGCCCAAAGCUGAGUACAUCCCCACCAUCAUCCGCAGGGACGACCCCUCCAUCAUCCCCAUCCUCUACGACCAUGAGCAUGCGACGUUUGAGGACAUCCUGGAGGAGAUAGAGAAGAAACUGAACGGCUACCACAAGGGCGCCAAGAUCUGGAAGAUGCUGAUAUUUUGCCAGGGCGGCCCAGGACACCUGUACCUGCUGAGGAACAAGGUGGCCACCUUUGCCAAAGUGGAGAAGGAAGAGGACAUGAUUCACUUCUGGAAGCGGUUGAGCCGCUUGAUGAGCAAAGUGAACCCAGAGCCAAACGUCAUCCACAUCAUGGGCUGCUACAUUCUGGGGAACCCCAACGGGGAGAAGCUGUUCCAGAACCUCAGGACCCUCAUGACCCCUUACAGAGUCACCUUUGAGUCCCCGCUGGAGCUUUCCGCCCAAGGGAAGCAGAUGAUCGAGACCUACUUCGACUUCCGUCUGUACCGCCUGUGGAAGAGUCGCCAGCACUCGAAGCUGCUGGACUUCGAUGACGUCCUGUGAGGGCGGGGCCACCGCCCGGCUGCCUCCUCGGACUGGCGACUGGGGCUGGGUGCCGCCCGACCGCGUGGGUCCGCGUCUUCACGGCGACUUCAGGGCAGCCUCACCCGCUCAGGUUCGCUCCGGGCCUGGUCCUCAGCCCGGCCGCCGGGAGCGUCGCCGGCGGCCCGGACACCCGGCAGCCUGGCGCUGGCCCGCUGCCCCGCGCGGUCGUAGAAACAAGUGCACUUUUCUACAGCCUCCUGUUAACUAGUCACGUGCUCGUUCCUGGUUCUGCAUAGGCGACCCGCCGGGUGUCAGGGCCCUCCCGCCCCGCCCCGGCCCGGCCGGGCCCGCCCCGCCGAAUCAAUCACCAGCACAGGGUGGCCCGGGCCCAGCCCCUGAUCGCCCGCUUGCGCUCCUCCCGCCCGCUUGUCCUGAGCUCAGCCGGCUGCAGCGGGAGGGCCCGUCCUUUGUCCCUUCUCAGGGGUGCGGCGAGCAGCAGCCUGCCCCGGCCCUCCCGCGCCCGCCCCUUGCUGCUGUCUAGUUCACCUUGUGCAGCCACGCUCUGGAGGCCUCUCCCAGCCAGAGGGCCGGGGCCUUGGCUGGGCAGCCGGGGCAGGGCCCCGCAUCCCAGGCCCAGAGCCGAGCAGCCUUGCCUGGGCCCCGCGGGCGGCUCUCUUGUACAUAGCUGGGGCUCGGGGGCAGGCCCCCCUGUGCAGAGCCCGGCUGAGGGAGGGGCGGGGUGUGUUCCGGGCUCUGAACAAUGUACGAUACCCCUUAGAGUGACCAUUAAACCCGACCCUCCGCA
Pteropus alecto (black flying fox) is the source of this 2634-nucleotide messenger RNA. RefSeq names its product NMDA receptor synaptonuclear signaling and neuronal migration factor (gene NSMF). NCBI's taxonomy places the organism in Eukaryota, Metazoa, Chordata, Mammalia, Chiroptera, Pteropodidae. The coding region runs from base 63 to 1847 and encodes 594 amino acids. Gene Ontology annotation, cellular component: nucleus; cytoplasm. The transcript has 16 exons. Gene Ontology annotation, biological process: regulation of neuronal synaptic plasticity; positive regulation of neuron migration. The record is from RefSeq and is a predicted model, not a curated record.